AUGAGGAGGUUGCACACUGAAAUAAAUCAAAAAUAUGUAGGAAAGGAGAAAACAAAUUUUGCAGAUUUCAAUUCAUUAAAUUUUAAUAAAACACAAUCAUAUCACUCAUCAAAUGAAAAAUUAAUACAAAAUGAUAAAAGUAAUCAUCAUAUCCAAUAUAUUCAACAGCAGAGUAAUACAUUACCAGAAAUAAAUAUACAACAAUAUAAUAAAAUGAAAAAUAGCGCGAAUUAUAAUAAUAAUUCCAACAACAAUAAUAUCAAUAAUAAUAAUAGCAAUAACAAUAAUACCAAUAAUAAUAAUAAUAUAAAUAAUAAUAUAGAAAAUUAUCGACCCACCUAUGGUGCCUAUUUAUCAAAUACAUUGCCUAGGGGGCCUUACCUACAAUACAAGUGCAAGGACCUACCAAAAUCAUCUAUAGGAAUUUUAACAAACACAAAUGACAAUAAUAGUAAUAACACCACAUUAAAUCGUCAUAAUAUAAUUUUUCAUCCGAACCAUGAACAACAGCAAAUUACAAACCAUGAAUCAAGCAACAAUAAAGAACAAUUACAAAAACAGCAGCAGCAACAAAUUGCAAUACAAUAUAAUCAAGAUAAGCAAUAUGAAAAUCAAAAAAUCAAUCUUAUUUCUGGAAAAUGGUUACCAAUAGAUACAAAAAAUAAAUCAAUUGAUUGCAAAACAAUAUAUAAUUCCCAAAUUCAACAAUCAAAUACAGGAGAUAAAAAAUUAUUAGAAAAUCAAAUUGGUGAUAAAAAACAAUAUUUUCCAAUUGAUUCGAAAAGUACAGUUCACAAUACACAGAAUCAAAAUAUUUUGAAUAAUAAUAAUAAGAACGAUAUUACCAGUGCAAUAUUCAAUAAUUAUAAUUCUACCAACAACAAUAAUUCUAAUUCUAAUAAUCAAAAUAUCAUUCCACCAGCUAAACCUCCCAGAUUAUAUUUGCAACAAUAUGAUAAAAUUCACAAAUAUAUUCCACAAAAGCAACAUCCAUUAUUGAAUAAUCCAUUAGAGCAACGUCCACAACAACAACAACAACAAAAUAAAAAUUUUAAUUUUCAACCAUCACACAUGUCCAUUAAUACAAAAUGUCAACUAAAUCCUAUUUAUACUCAUCAUAACAAUGGCAACAUACAAAAACCACCAAUGGCUUAUCAUUAUGAACAUGUUUUACCAGAAAAUCAAGAGAAAAUCCAAAUUCAACCACAAUUCUAUUCAAAUAUAGAAAAUAAAAAUUAUCAGAGCACUUAUAUAAACUUACAUUCACAACAACCGUAUCAGCAAAUAAAAUAUCAUCAGCAAGAAAAAUUUCAACAACAACAACAACUGCAACAACCGUAUUUUACAAAAUCUGAAACUAAUAUUCCAAAUAGCCAACAGACAGCAACAUGUUCGAAUGUACAAAAAAUUAUGGACAUUCAUAUUUCAGAGCCAAAUGAUCAAAUUUCAUUCAAUGAAAAUUUAAUAAAUUCACAAUCAACGGGAUUAUUGGCAAUAGCAGCAUCGACAACUACAACAACAACACAUCCUAUUCCAUCUAAAGAAUUGAAAAAAGGAUAUAAAAAUAUUCCUCCUGUUAGUAUAAAAUUCGAAAAACCAUAUUAUGAUUGUUUAUCUUCUAAGGAUAUUGAAGAGCCAGUAGAUAAACUUCAAAUAAAAUCGACAUUAGAGAAUAAUAUUUUAAAUGAUAAAAAUAAAUUUUAUGGAUGCCAUAAACCACAACAAAUAAUCAAUUUUUAUUCACAACCGCAAAACAAUAAUAAUCAAAUUCCUAUAGUAAAUUCAAAUAGAAAACAAUUUAUGAAUGAACAGGAAAUUAAAUUACAUCAUUUUGACACAAAUAAAGCUGGAGCAACAACAUCAAGUAAUUUAAUAAAAUCCGAAACAAAACUAAAAUUAUCAACUUGUGAAAAUAUUGCUGAUGGGCAACUUAAUUUAUAUCAAAAUCAAAAACAUCAGCCAAAACAACUACAAUCGUCGUCACAUCAAUAUACAAAAAUAUGUGAAAUUCCAAACGGAAAUGACCUUUUAACUUUAUGUCAUGCAAAGAAAUUAAAUGUAGUAACCGGAAAUAAUGCUGUUGAUAAUAAUCAAUUAAUAAAUAAAAAUAUUGAUGGAAUCCUUAAUGUCAAUUCAAAUAGAAAUUAUUUUAAAUUUCCAUCCAAAAUUCAAUCAAAUAAUGAUGUAAAUAGCUGUAGUAGUAGUAGAGGUAGCUAUGAUAAUGUUGUUGUUGGAGUUCCUUUAAGUCCAUUACCAAUGAUGGGUGUUUCAGUUGGAAUAACUGGUAGAAAACGUAUUCAAUCUGAAAUAAAAUAUGUGACAUUAGCAGAUGUGAUGUCAACUAAAAGUGGAAAACUUACUGAAAUGGAAAUGUGGGCAUUAUUAUGUCAAUCGGUACAAGCACUUCAGGAUUUGUUUCUUUCUGAUACACCAUCAACAACUAAAGUUCUACCACUUGUUAAAGCUUCUACUAUACAAAUUACAUCAAGAGGACGUAUUGUUUUUAGGUUAACGUCAACCAGCCAGUAUUGUUGUCCUCCUAAUGAAGCAUUAACGCAUAGUGAAUCUAAGCAUUUUGAUAUCACAUCCCAUUUAUCACCAGAAUAUUUAAAUAGCAUUGGAAAGAAAAUUACUUUUCUUGAGACGGAUGUCGAAAAGAUGUGGAUCUAUUCAUUGGGUAUAACUUUACAAAAUACUAUGAAAAAUAAUUAUAGAUUAACUAAUUGGAAUCGUAAUGAAUUGGCCAGUUCUAUGCAAAAAGAUGACAUGAACUAUAAUAAUCGUACAUUAAUAGCUGGUAUACCAAAAUUGGAACAAGUUGUAAAGUGUAUGUGUGAGGAGUUAAUACAACAUAGAGCAAGUUUAAUGUAUUUACUUGAUGUUAUUUCAAAAUAUUUUCGAAGUCAAUUUCAAAUUAAACCAUUUUCUCAUAUUGUAAUGGAAAUAUUUAAAGAAGUUGCUUACAAAUUAGAAAAACUAAAAAAUCCUCAUUAUCAAUUAGAAGUUGAAAAAUCAGAAGAAACAGAUUCUGGUAGAAGUUCUGACAAUUGUAUUGAAUCUCUUAAUCAUAAAACAAAUCGUUUAAUAAAUUUAAAAGUUGUUCGAGAAAAGAAGAAUGUUAAUCCUUACGGUGAUUAUGAUAAAUGUGGAACAAUUGGAUUUGCUGGAAUUAAAAAUCUUCAAUUAAAAAAAGAAUCAAAACAAUUACCCCAGUUGAUAGUUCGUCGACGAAAUCGUGAAACAAUUAAAAAACGAAAUUCUAGAAGGAACACAAUUGAUGUAAAUGCUUUUGAUUUAGAAAAAGCAUCAAAAAUAAUGCAAAAAGAAGAAAAAAUUGGUAUGGAUUAUUUUAAUACUUCGAGAUCAACAAAUUAUUUAGAUAAACUUGUUAUGGGAAAUGAAGAUUUUGAAAGUAAAAUUGAUAAAUUAAAAUUGUGUGAUGGAUUAUCCGUUCCAGAUGUAAAUAAAUUAAAAUUAGAAGAUAAUCUAAAUACUAAAAUAUCGCAUAUGUUUAAUCAAAAGAAAUGUGAACAAAAUUUAAUUAAAUAUCAUUCUGAAGAGAGCUUUCUUUGUUCAACUAACAAUAAUAAUAAAGGUCCUGAAUUUAUUUUGAAAUCAAAUUGUCCUCAUCGUUCAAUAAAAAUAAACAAAUCAAAGAACGUGCCGCCACAAACAGUUCACGUAAUACUUCUUAAUGGACAAAGUCUACAUAUCAAAUGUAAUUAUUUAACAACAACAACAAAGGAUAUAUUUAAAGCCGUUAUAGAAUCUGAAGAUUAUCAAGAAAAUUUUUAUUUAGGUUUAUGUGCUUUAAUUGGAGGAGAUUUUGUAUUUUUACCAUCUGAUUUAAAAAUUUAUAAAGUGGCACCACAAAAUUGGGUAAAUGCUUCGAACAAAAAGUUUUUAGGAUCACUGUGCAGCGUAUUCUUCACGUUAUUUCUAAGGAUUAAGUUUUACUUGCCAAACUUAAAAGGUGUAAGCUCCUUACAAACACGUCAUAUGUUAUACUUACAAUUAAGGAAAAAUAUUUUGGAAAAACUUAUCCUUUGUUCUGAUGAUGAUUUGAUUGUAUUGGGUGGCUUAGCAUUACAAGCUGAAAUGGGUGACUAUAAAAAAAAUAUGGAAUUCCUUGAUUAUUUUAAAGUAUCUCAUUAUCUACCGGAAGAUGUAUAUUGUCGAAAUAAAGAAAUCGCAAAGCAUUUAAGGAACUCACAUUAUUGCCGUAAAGGAAUGGAUCAUAAGGAAGCUGAAUAUAAUUUUGUAAAAUAUGUUCAAGAAAUGAAAGAAUAUGGUUUUCAUUUAUAUAGUGCUAAUUGGGUUUUAAGUGAAACAACAUUUAUCAAAAUUUACCUUGGCAUAUCAUUAGGUGGUAUCACAUUUUUCGAAAGAAAUUGUGAUCAAAUGACAACAUAUCCAGCAGAAAAACUAAUAAUAAAUCAAAAUAGUAAUAAUAUGAUUAGGAAUGCGUAUAAAAUUUUAUUAAAACAUUUUGAAUGGCUUGAAAUAGAAAAUUUAUGUUUUUCAAAGCAUAUUCUAUGUAUUGUAGUGAGAAAACUUGAAAGUCUGAAAGCAAAAGACAAUAAUAAAAUAAAAUUUAAGUUAAAAAUGGAUGACAAAAAAAGUUAUUUUGCAUUUAGUUUAGCAUCAGAUCAUCAUCAAUUCUAUUUGAAAUUAAGAAAUUCAUUUGCAUCAUUAAAAUCGAUUUCGAAUGAAUUAAAUAUUCCAAUCACAUCAAUAGAAAAUUUCAAAUUUACCGCAGAGACAAAGCAAAAAAACUUUGAUGAUAAAGAAAUUACAAAAGUAAUAAGCCUUUCAUCAACAACAUCAUCAUCAGUAUCUGAGAUUUGUAAAAAAUGUGAUACAAGUUCCCUUGACAAUUGUACAAAAAUACAAAAAGGGUACCCUGAUAAUCAAAUUGAAAAUUCUUGUACAAAAACACCAUUAUCAUCAACAUCAACUUCAGCAUCAUUAACAUCAGAACAACAAAAUAAUGUUUCAUUUGUUGAAGAAAAUGAAAUUAAAAAUUUAAAUUGUCUUCGUCAUUCGCAGCAACAGCAACAACAACAAGCACAUCAUCAUUGCCAUCAUCAUCAACAUCAGAAUCAAGAAGAAGUUAUAACCGGUAACAUAGUAAUUAAAAAUGUGGAAAAAAAUAACAAUGCUCCCAAAAUAAAACCAGCAAAGAAAUCUAUGUUAAAUGAUAAUCGCUUAUCAAAAUUAAAAGAGAAAUUUCUAAGGCGUACAAAAUCUACAGCAGCCGGCUUAGAAAUUAAUUUAAAAAAUAAAUUUAAAAAAGAUAAAAAGCAUAACAGUUCUAUAGAAAAUUUACAAGAAACAAAUAAAAAUGAUUGCUGUGGUGAUUGUAAAUGUACUAUAGCAUCAUCACCAUCAUCAACAAUUAAAUAUGAUGGGACAACAGAAGAAGAAUACCAAAAUAAAGAAAAUGAAUGCCCAAAGGCUCAUUUCAGUAAUUCACAAUCACACAAAAUCAAGGAAAUAGAUUUGGAUGAUGAAAGUAAAGAGCAUUUAACUGGUUGUAAUUUAAGCUUUGAAAUAACUCCAGUUGAUCAUAUAAAUACAUCGUCAGCAAAUGGUGUAAAAAUAUGCAGUCCAAAUAGAAAUAAAGUUAAAAUGGGUACACGUGUAUUUUCAUCACAAUUUUUAAAUAAAUCUUAUGAUAACAUUUAUGAUCGAUUUAAGCAAUUCAAUAAUAAAACUUCAAUCAAUGAUAAAGAUUUUAGUUUAUCACAAGAACAACAACAACAAUUGCAGUCAAGAUUACCACCACCACCAACAAUACCAGAAAAUUUAACAAAUACGACUGAAGAUGAUAAUAGCGAAAUUGAUGCUGGAAUUUAUGAUACAAUAGAUUACAAAAGGGAUAUAAAGAAUUGUCGUAAAAAUCUAUCUGAAUUUAAUGGUAGACAAUAUGAUAUUGUUGAUGUCGCUAAAGAUGAAAUUCAAAGAUAUCGUCAACAAUAUGAUAACAAUAAAAAUGAUAAUGAUAAGAUAUCACCAAUAUUGUUCAACAAUCAAAAUCAAGAUAAUAAUAGCGACGGAAAUAUUUAUUCUGGUGUUUACUGUAAAAUAAAACAAAAUUAUUCUACUAAUAAAUGUAUGUUAUCACAAAUGAAAUCCCCACCAUCAUCACGUCGACAAGAACAAAAGCAAAAGCAACAACAGCAGCAGCAUCAUCAUCAUAACCAGCAGCAGCAUUAUCAAAAACAACAAAAGAAACUCGAGGGACAUAAUAAUAUUAAAGGUUCAUCUGAAGAAGCUUACGUUAUCCAUUCAAGCAUAUCAAGUGAUUUUCAUAGUUAUAAUAAUUUUUCUUUAAAUAAUGAUACCAUAUCAGAAUCUUUAUUGGAACGUUUUAAUAACAUAUCAAAUUCAAGUACUUAUGGACCUGAACGAAUAUUACGAAAAGUUGUAGUUGUCAAAGAAAUUAUAGAUUCUCUUACACCAUUACUAAAAGUAGAAGAAAAUAAUAAAAAUUUAUGUAAAAAUUCAAAAAUUUAUGAGCAACAACAACAACAACAGCAAACCAAUUCGAUAUCAAAUCAAGAUGCACCUAUCAUCAAAUAUUCAACAUUUAGUCCAGGAAAAAUGAAAACUCUUUUAAGAAGUUUUAGUAAUAUUGAUUGUAUUAGAGAUCAAAAUAAUCCUAAACAGGAUAAUUUUUCAUUAAGCGCCGAAAAAUCAAAAUUAAAAAAUAUGAAAUCGCAUUCUCAUAAUGAAAAUUUAUAUCAAGAAAUUAGCCCAAAUGACAAUUUUGAAGAAAAUUUACAAAAUUAUACAUUAGGAAUAAGUAUUGUUCAAGGAUCAAAUGACAAUAAUGUUUAUGUUAAGGAUUUAAUAAAUAAUGGACCAGGUGAUAAAGCUGGAGUAUUAGUCGGUGAUCAAAUAAUCGCUGUUAAUGGCAUAUCACUGUUAAAUUUACCAUAUAUGGAAUCCUUAAAAUUGUUACAAAAUACUGGGCGUAUUGUUGAAUUGACAAUAUCCCAAAUUGUUUCAGUAACACCCUCAGCGACAGAAGCACCUACAACAAAAACAACAUCAUUAACAAAUAUAAAAGAAAAUUCUAACAAUAAUAAUAAUAAUAAAAAUAAUGAAAAUAAUAAAUGGAAGGAUGAUUGUUUGCAACAGUCUAGGAAUAUAAAUUAUUCGAAGGAUAAAAUAUUACAACAUGGGAAACAAAUGAAAGAAUAUACUCUACAAAAUCCCUCAAUUGAAAAUGGUCAUAGUUAUAAUAAUAUUAAAAAUAUAGAGUUAAAAGAAAAUUCUUGGAAAUCGUGUCAUAUGAAUGAUAAUAUUAGUUGUAAAAUAAUGUCAACAGAAAAUCAAAGUAAGGAUAUAAGUCAGACAAAAAAUCCAAAAAGAGACAAUAUUAAAAAAAAUAAGUAUAAUUUAAAUCAAGAAUUUAUAGAAGUGGUGGAAAAUGAUGAUGUGGACGGAAUGAUUAAUGAAAAUAUUACUUUAAGCUUAUCAAAUAUGUACGUGACGAAUGUUGAGCAUUCAAAACAUAAUUAUUACAUUAGAGGAAGAAAUGGUAUAGAUGGUUAUAGUGCUGAUAAUUUAAUUGAAAGUAAUAUUCCAACAAUUAGUGUAAGAAAUAAUUUAGAUCCUAAUGUUUCAAGAAGUUUACCUGAUUUGCCAAAAGCGAUUUCUGUGCUACCUAAUAAAAUAUCAUUACUUGGUGAAACUGUAGAAUAUGCAACUGUUCUACGAAAAAGCCAAAGGCGUACUAGUAAUCCAUCACGAAAAUAUAUUGGUCCGAUUCGAUAUCCAGUAACACCGAAAAAAGCAUGUUGUUCUAUUAGUUCAUCAAAUAAAUAUAAUCAACAAAAUCAGCUCUCUAUUAAGGAACAAACCCAACAGGUACUCUACUAUUUUUCAAGCAACCUUUCACCAAUAAUUUCUCGAUUUCUGUUUUAACGGACCUCUUUCAUGGAAAUUGUUUGAGUUGCAUUCAUUGUGAACCAUUUGGAAAAAUAAGAAAACGAAAAACUUCAAAAUCUCCAGUACCAAUAGCACCAUCUGAAUCUGUUACAUCACAAUUAAAAUUAGAUAAUUCAUC
Condylostylus longicornis is the source of this 8077-nucleotide messenger RNA. RefSeq lists its product as uncharacterized. The transcript has 17 exons. Lineage: Eukaryota; Metazoa; Arthropoda; Insecta; Diptera; Dolichopodidae. The record is from RefSeq and is a predicted model, not a curated record. The coding region runs from base 1 to 7935 and encodes 2644 amino acids. Gene Ontology annotation, molecular function: protein binding. Gene Ontology annotation, biological process: positive regulation of hippo signaling. Gene Ontology annotation, cellular component: cytoskeleton; cytoplasmic side of apical plasma membrane.